Molecule: messenger RNA, 957 nt
Organism: Polypterus senegalus (gray bichir)
Lineage: Eukaryota; Metazoa; Chordata; Cladistia; Polypteriformes; Polypteridae
Product: olfactory receptor 10A3-like
Exons: 1
Coding region: 1-957 (318 amino acids)
Biological process (GO): G protein-coupled receptor signaling pathway
Cellular component (GO): membrane
Molecular function (GO): G protein-coupled receptor activity; olfactory receptor activity
Source: RefSeq, a predicted model, not a curated record
AUGACCAAUCAAAGCAGUCCAUCUGUGGUGGAAUUUGUGAUUGUUGGUUUUCCAGGAUUCAGGGACCUUGAGAGCAGGAAAACUCUCUUCAUCCUCUUCCUGACCGUUUACCUCGGCAUUUUGCUUGGAAACACUCUCCUUAUUGUAAUAUUCACAUUAGAUAAAUCACUGCACACCCCAAUGUACGUCCUAGUUUGUGGACUGGCCGUCUUAGACAUUGUCAUCACCACUAACACCAUUCCUAGCAUGCUGGUGCUGUUCAGUUUAGAAUCGAGAUCAGUUUCAUUUGCUGCCUGCUUCACGCAGACGACUUUCUACUUGAGUCUAUUCUGCACUGAAUCCUUCAUCCUCAGCCUGAUGGCGUAUGACAGAUACAUCGCGAUCUGCAACCCACUCCACUACCCCAACUUAAUGAACAAUGGCCGUGCUUUAAAACUAAUGGUGUGUUGCUUGAUGGCUGGGUUGCUUUGUGCAGCACCAAGUGUGGGUCUAGCUCUCAGGUUCCCCUUUUGUGGGCCCAAUAAAGUUACCCAGUGUUUCUGUGAUUUUUCCUCUGUUCUGAUGUUAGCCUGUGGAGACAUCAUGGUGACAAGUUACAUCGCUCUUUCCAUUGGAUUGAGUGUACUGCUAUUCCCGCUGAUAUAUAUCCUAUUUUCUUAUGUGCGUAUCAUAUCUUCUGUUCUCAAGAUUAGCAGCUCUGAGGGACGCCUGAAAGCAUUUUACACUUGUGGGACUCAUUUGCUGGUCAUUUCUGUCUUUUACUUUGUGGCUGCUAGUGUCUUCAUCUCCUACCGAAUUCCUGGCACUUCUGUGGAUAUGAGAAUCAUGGGUGCAAUCGUUCAGAAUGUGUUUCCUGCUCUUAUGAACCCAGUCAUUUACUGCCUAAGAACCAAAGAGAUCAGAAACAGCCUUGUGAAGACACUCAGAAAACGUAAAGUCUUGCCUCAAAAUAUGUAA